Molecule: messenger RNA, 1696 nt
Organism: Solanum tuberosum (potato)
Lineage: Eukaryota; Viridiplantae; Streptophyta; Magnoliopsida; Solanales; Solanaceae
Exons: 8
Coding region: 138-1121 (327 amino acids)
Source: RefSeq, a predicted model, not a curated record
CUGAACCUUUCCCUCCAUCUUCCCACCUUCCCCUCAAUCUUCCCACUUUCCCCUGUUCUCCACUUUUCUUGGUGACAAAACUUCCCUUCCGAGAGCUAUAAAUCCCCCUAUAAUCCAUUUUGGAGAGAUGGAACCAGAUGAUAGCAUUAGUCAUGCCAAAGAUUAAACGUUUUAAGAAUCCACUAAAGUCAGCUAAUGGACAUGCUUCAUCAUCAACUACUCCAGUGGCACAAGACCUCCCAGUUGCUUCAACAAAUCCCUCACAAGCUGAUGGAGUCCCACAACAAGAACAAACUCCAAUUCUCCCGCAGCAAGAGCAAGUUCCAAUUGCCCAGCAGCAAGAACAAACUCCAAUUCUGCCUUCUAAUUCAAGUGCAGCAUCUCUGCACCCACGUCCAUCUGCACGAUAUUGGAGAGUAGAGGCUAAAGAUUCAGAAAACGCUAUCAAGCAGAUUAAUGUCAAGGUUAAUGAGGUUAAUAAUCUAACUGUUGGAGAGCGCAUCAUUGUGGACUUUGACGCAUACAAUUCAGCAUAUGGUGAUGCACAGGGACUGCUCGCUGGAUAUUGUGGAUCAUUGGCAAUUGAUUGUAAUUUGUUCCCGAUUAGUUUUGAGAGGUGGUCAGGGCAAUCAGGCAUGCCUAAGAAGUACAUGGAAGACUGCUUUGAAACAAUAUUGAAGCCUCGAUUUCUUUUUCGGGUAUCUGAGUCCAUUGCAUACAGAUAUUGCAAUAGUAGCAUUUCAAAAAAGUGGACUACACAUAGGCAGAGAUUGUGGAAUGAAUAUUUUGACCCUGCAAGAAGCAAAAAUGAGAUCAUUAGUAAUGUGCCAUCUGGUAUAAAUAAAGAUCAAUGGGCUAGUUUUGUUGCUUACCGUCUGAAACCAUCAACAAUGGAGCUUUGUAGAAGAAAUAAGGAAAUCCAGAGGAAGCAAAAAAUGCCACACACUGGUGGUUCAAAGGCUAACUCGAGAAGACGUUAUGAGAUGUUUCUGGAAACUGGUAAAGCUCCUAGUCGCGGAAAAAUGUUUAUUGAAACUCAUAAGAGAAAGAACGGAUCAUUUGUGAAUGCUGAGGCUCAAACUAUAGGGGAACAAAUUGAGUCACAUAUGACUCAAUUGUAACACUAAUGAGUCUGAAGUUUCCCCAGAAGAUAUUGUUGGUAAGAUAUUAGGGGCAGAACACUCUGGGAGGGUAAGAUGUAUGGGUAUGGGAGCAGCUCCAUCAAACACAUUCUUGAAUACAAAGCGACGACUUAGCGAGCUGAGUAUUUCUUCAUCUAGCUAUGAUGAAUCAUCUGCAACUUCUACAUAUUUGCAUCAAAAGGUUGCGCGUUUGGAGUCCAAACUUGAAGAAACCUUCAGUGUGUUGAAGAAUUACAUGAUAUCUAAGGAAGGAGGGAUUCCUGAAGAAUUAGCUACUAUGUUUACUCCUCAACCACCGCCUGUUGAUGCAGAGGAGACUGAAAUUGUUUCACCUAUGGAUGUAAGAGGCUCAUCAGCUGAUAACAAUGCAAAUCACCAACCAAAUGCUUAAUGUUUUCUUUGUGAACUACUUUUAGUGCUUUUCAUGUCUUUGAAUUUGUAAUGGUUGUCUAGAGUCGUGUUUACUAUGCUUUAGUUUGACGUUCAGUACUUAAAUUUGUGACUUUUGCUAUUAUGGGUAUUCUAAUGGUAAAUCUUUUUAUGUUUUACAUAGA